UCAGAUCAGCCGAACUUACAAACGUUUGCUUUCCUCGUUAAGAUUAACACUAAUGAGCAUGACUUUCUCUGUGGUGCCCUCCUCAACCACAAGCCUGUACUUGGAUCCCAGCAGGGGCUCAGUGCCUGUGUGUGUGUGUGUGUGUGUGUGUGUGUGUGUGUCUUUGUGUGUGUGUGUACAUGAGAGAUUUAGUGUGGGUGUACGAGUGUGUAUGUGAGUGUAUACUCUGUACUAGAGUAAAACAAUGGCCCUCUCAGAUUACAUCUCUGUCUGUGGAGGCUGCUGGGGAGGUGGUGGUGAGGGGGGCGGGACGUCCUGUGUCAACCAGCCAUCUGAUUGGAUAAGGCCACUUAUAUAUCUACAGCACAGGGCCAUCAAACUCACUAAAAGUUCACAUUUUGAGCAGAAAACACUCAGUCCGCUUGGACAGCAGGAGAUACUGAGCACUGGCAUACAUCUUUGGGAAUUAAUUUUUCUUAUCUACCAACAUCAGACCACAUUCCUACUUUGAUUCUCGUCUUUUUGUUUUUCUGUUCUCUAAUUUUUUAUUAUAAUUUUUUUUUACAUGCGUAUACAGGGAGCAUAAUUGCAGUACAAACAACCAGAAAAAAUUGACAGGUCCUGCAAUUGGCUUUAAUUAAGCAAACUUUGUGUCAUCAUCACAAGGUGGUCUUUGCUGGAAUGAAUAUAUCUGAGUCUAGUUAUUGUCCAGAGGCCAGCACUCAGCCCAGCCAGGUUGUGGAGUGUGGAGCAUGGGUUGCUUCGUCAACUUCCAGCCCAAUAGGUCCUGAGCGGAGCCGCAGGUUUGAUCAUGAAGCAGUUGGUGGAGUGAAGGAGAGGAGAACAGGAAGCCCAGAUUCAAGCCAAGCCAGUGAGGGAAAGUGUGGGGCUGAGCCGAGGAUCCGCAGGCCCAUGAAUGCCUUUAUGGUGUGGGCUAAGGAUGAACGCAAGAGACUGGCAUUGCAGAAUCCAGAUCUGCACAAUGCUGUGUUAAGCAAAAUGCUAGGCCAGUCCUGGAAGGCUCUGAGUACGCUGGACAAGCGUCCCUUCGUAGAGGAAGCCGAACGCCUCCGGCUGCAACAUCUCCAUGAUCAUCCCAACUACAAAUACCGGCCUCGGCGCAAAAAGCAGGCCAAAAAGAUGAAGCGAGUGGAGCCUGGUCUACUUCUCCAUGGUCUUGGUGGAUGCUCUGGGAGUGGAGAUGCCUACCCCCAGCACCCUCAUCCCCACCACCUUCUUCCCUCGUUGGGCCAUUUCCGAGAUCUUCACCAUGGAUCUGGUGUACAGGAUCUGGAGCUCUAUGGCCUCCCUACGCCUGAGAUGUCUCCUCUAGAUGUGCUGGAGGAGGGUGGAGGAGACUCUGUCUUCUUUCCCCAUCACAUGCAGGAUGAUGUGGGCUUAGCACCUUGGGUCAACUACCACCAGCACCAACAGCAAAGCCAAAGCCACCAUGCUAACCACCAUCCCCCGAAUAUUCACUCUCUCCACCACUCCCACCCCCACCUCAACCAGAAACCUGCACUAGGUUGCCGUUCCAUGCAGGAGAAAUGCUCAGAACCUACGAACCCUCACAAUCUCUUCCCUUCCCAUUCUAGUACAGCUCUCCCAGAACAGGCCAAGGUCCCACAACCCUCUAGUGCUCCACUUCAAAGUGUUUACUAUGGUCAGAUUUAUGGAAACACCCCACAACAGCCCUUCACCUCUCAACUUGGCCAACUUUCUCCCCCUCCAGAAUCUUCUACCCCUGUUCCUACUCCCUCUGCCUCCCAGGUUCCACCACCCUCCCUGGAAAAUAACGAUCACCUAGGACCUUCAGCAGAUUUCUGGAGCGAUGUGGACCAUCAUGAGUUUGAACAGUAUUUGAGUGCCAGCAGGACUCGAGUAAACAGGAGCACUGCAUGUGAAGAAAGCAGCACACUCAUAUCAGCCCUCUCUGAUGCCAGCAAUGCUGUCUACUACAGCACCUGUAUUACUGGAUAAAGACAUAACUCUCUAGCAAAUGCUAGUUUUAAAAUCAGGUGUAUAUGAUUUUUUUUUGUUAUUCUAGAUUAUGUUUAUUUGAUCAACUGCUUUGAGCUGAUUAAAUUUUCAUCCUAAGUGUCAAGUGAGUCAUUUCAAAUGUUGUUUAGGACAUGUAAUAGUUGGGGGGUUUUUUAGGAGUUGCGGAUGAAUACGUGUACAUUACAGACUACAGAAAGAUGCAUCAUAUUGCACCUCUUUUUAAGGGUUUUAUAAUAGAGUUCUGAAGGCCACAGUCAGUUUGUCCAUAGUCAGUUUGUCCAUAGUUUAGCAGACUACAUUCAGCUACAGUAUUCAUAUAUACCAGUCACAGUAAUGUUCAUAUCAAAUAAGGCUCAAAAAGCAGGGACAAUAAGAAUGUGAAUGUUUCUUUCAUUUUCUCAGAGGGUUUUGUAUUUACAAAUGAGUUUUUUAAUCUUUCUUUUAUAUAAUUGUUUAAAAAAAUAUUACAUUUGCACUGGGUCAGAAUGUUUUGAACUGUAUGAGAAACCACUCGAAACUCCUGCACUUGAUGUCUCUCAAGCAAAGAAAGUCAUGUUCAUGAAAGAGACCACAAAAUCAUCUCUGGAAUUUGGAUCUCUUGAAGGCGGUAAUUUAUUGUGUAUUUUUCUUGCCAUAUGACUGAAAAGGUCAUUUAGUAUAUAUGUAUUUUAUUAAUCCUCUGUAAAUGUAUUCUGUAAUCCUCUGAGUCAGCAUUGAGAGACAUGUUGAGUUAGUAAUAACUUUCCAGCUUUUGGUAGUAAUUAUCUUCAAAUAGAAUUGUUUUCAAUAUAAAAAAAAUGUCUCUCAGCCAUUGAAUCAAAACAAGUAAUUGGAAACACACAAUUCAUUUCAUAGAAUUGUUUCCCACACUGAAGAGGACAUAUACAUUUUGAUUUUAUACAUGUGAAUAGUUGUUGUUCUUAAAAAAUGCAUUUGUAUUGCACAUCCACACAUUUCACUGAGUAUUUUUCAAAAAUAAAGGCUUAAAACAUGAGUGGCUCAAGAAUUAUUAUAUCUGUAGCACAUUUUCAGAGUAGUGUGACAUUUUGUAGUAUUUGAAUAGCCUGUAGAACUAGAGAUGUCUGUGGUGACUGUUGUCCUUUAAGAGACAGAGAGGCAAACAAUAGUCACAAUGUUUAACAGCUCUAAUUCAUUUCCACCCCCCUUUACUCUCCCUGUCUGAUUUUCUGAUCACCCACAAAAUGAGUUUGGCUCAUGAAGCUAAACCACUAACAAAAAUAAAACAGUUUUGACUGAGAAGAACAAAACUCAAACUCC
Ictalurus furcatus (blue catfish) is the source of this 3279-nucleotide messenger RNA. RefSeq names its product SRY-box transcription factor 18 (gene sox18). The transcript is spliced from 2 exons. Gene Ontology annotation, biological process: lymphangiogenesis; vasculogenesis; positive regulation of transcription by RNA polymerase II. Lineage: Eukaryota; Metazoa; Chordata; Actinopteri; Siluriformes; Ictaluridae. The record is from RefSeq and is a predicted model, not a curated record. The coding region runs from base 682 to 1980 and encodes 432 amino acids. Gene Ontology annotation, molecular function: DNA-binding transcription factor activity, RNA polymerase II-specific; RNA polymerase II cis-regulatory region sequence-specific DNA binding.